AUGGGUAAAAUUGGCGUUUGGAAGGCAUCUUAUUAUUGUAAUAAGACCAAAACAUGGAUCUAUGGCCGUUUGGUAAUCUACACUCGUUGUAUUCGCUUUGUGGAAGAAAAAGAGGGAAGAAAUUGCGUCGAUUUUCGAAUAUACUAUGACGAUUUCUUCGAGCUAAAAAAAGAAACUACAUCCAUAUUUUACGCGGCUAUAUCAGUCCGUGUUAACACUGAUAAAUAUUGGUUCUCGUCGUUUUCUGAUCGUGGAUAUGUUUUUAAUACAAUCGAACAUUUUUGGAAGGAAAGGUUAUUUGCGAGGUGCGUAGAAAUAUUCCAACCUCUACAUGUACAUGACACAAAAUACCAAUCGAUUUCAUGACGUAAUCAAUACUUUUGUAUGGGAAGUUUUACCACAAAAAUGCUCUUUCAUUUAAUUUUUCAGCUCUGAUGGUGAGGAACCACCUAACUCAAAACUCCUCAAUAUCCUAUACGAUGCACAGAGUACACUAACUUCGGUUGGGAAGAUUGUGCACAAACAGGGGCAGCAAAUUGACGCAGCUUGUUCCAACACAAACAAGAUUCACAAUGACCUGAGCGUGGCAGAGACUUUAAUUUACAAUCUAGAUUCCUGGUUAAACAAAUGGAACGUUGAAACUCCACAUGUGCACAUUGAUGUUCCAGAAAACAAUGCAAUGGUAAAGAAGUCUGAAUUCCCCAUUGUUUAUGCCAGGACACAGAAAGAAAAGCACUUACCCGGUAGUUUAGUUCUAUCAAAUGAAUCAGUGGAUAUUUUAACUGCGGAAAGAAAUUUUGAUAUCAGUUUUACUCUGAGGGAAAUCACUGAAAUCAGUGUUCACACACCAUGGGAGAUGACCAUAUUGCAGCUUAGGAUUGGUCAGACUGGACAGUCUGUGCAUCUCAUAGCAGCACGGUUAGUGCACAUUCUUCAAACACUUGAGGUUAUGUUGCCUGGGAAGGUAAACUAUGAGGAUCCACCAGGUGAAUUUGAAGAAGAUGCUGAGGAGAAGUUAGAUGGACUUGAUUUGCAAGGUGGGUGGAAUUCGUGGAAGGGUACACCUAGAAUGGCUGAUAUGGGGAAGCUCCACCCAAAAGGAGUACCUUUUUUCAAACUUCAGGAGUAUAAAAGGGUAGAGAUCUCGCUAGCUGAAGUAUUUCAAUAGGUAGAGACAUCUGUCAUUUUGGUCCGUAAAAAAAAGGCCCAAAAGGGCUAAAAGAUGCAUUUUAUUGGUUAGAAAAGUCGAGGAAAAUGCUUUGGUUUUGCUUUUUAUUCAUAUUUUAAAGAUAAUGCAAGUAUAACAAUUAAAAAGGGUAAAUGAUAAUAAUAAAUGUCUUUAUUGCUCAUUAGAUGAAAAUACAUAUCCAAUGUUACAGGAUAAAAAGAUGAACAGUUCAGCUAAAUUACAAUAGAAUAAAAAGAUUAAAAAAUGCAAAAAAAUAGUUACGGUACACAUGUCUGACAUAAAAUAUCAUAAAAGAUUGUAUGUAAAAAUUAAUCUAUUUACAAAUGUGUUCUUAUAACGUUCGGUGUUUAUCUUGGGCCUUUGGAAGCUUUUACGUCUAAGAUUGUAGGUUAGAUUCUUAAUUCUUUUCUUGUGGUAAGCACACCUUCAAAGGGUGGUCAUCAUGCUGUUUAGCUUUUUGAAAAAUCGCGUUAUCUUGUUUUUGUGGUAAUGAUCUAAGAUUUAACUGUGUAGAUAUAAAGCGUAACUUAUAGUGUCUGUCUAAAAAUUGCUGAAGAACAUUAAUUUCCAUAAUGGAGGCACCAUAAACAGAUAGUCCAUAGGUUAUGUUAGGGAAAACAAUACUAUAGAAGAGAUAAUCAAUUUCUGUCUGGCUAUAGCGCUCUUUUCUACAUACUCUCAGCACGUGUAGACAUUUGUUGGCCUUGCACAGUUUAGCUUUUAUGUGUGCAAGGCAACGAAUUCAGCAAAUGCAAAGUUCUAAACUAGAUUUGUAAAGGGCUAGCAUUGGUCAGUAGAAGGUAUUUGAAAGGAGUACCUUUUUUGCCAAAGCUGUAUAUAAAAGGUUAAGGGGUUGCACCUCAGGGCAGAGCCUCCCAAUAUAAAACUUUGUAAAAUACCCCCCACUCCCCUCCUCCCCCUUCAAGGGGGUAGAACUGCAGUUAUAUUGUUUCACUCAUUAGCAAAUUAAGUAAUGGAAUGUUUCUUUUUUCCAAUAACCUGAUUAUCUGGUGUUUUCGGGGGAAUGGAGACUGUUGAGAAGCAAAAGGGGAGACAGGCUUGAUUUCUGCUGCUUUCUGGAGUCCAGGUUCGCUCCUCCCUGAGAAGAAAGGAAGUACCUCAGACAGCUCAUGUUCAUUUCCCAAACCAGUUGCUGGUAAUCAAGCCUAUUUUGUGUCACUCCUUCCUUUAUCUCUUCUCCUCCCCCAUUUCCACCAAAAUAUCCUUUAGGCUAUUUUGGCAAAAACUGCCCAAUAAAGUAAAGCCUUUCAAAUGCCUAGGGAAAGAAGGGAAGAAGUGAAAGUGUUUUAUCUUUUUUGCACGCCAGAACUGUGAAAGCUUCCCAGCAUUGUGCUGGUAAUCAACAUUUUGGGUAGCUGAAAACAAUACGGUUCAACUAACUUUUGCUAGGGCUUUGCUUCGUGUUAACUCUUUCCCCACUGAUGUGUUCAGGUAGCUGAGAAAGGAGUCUUGGACCUCCCUGUCCUCCCCCCCCCCCCCUGCCCUAACCAGGUGACCUUGUAACAAACUAAUAUCCAGUUCAGAAAGAAAGGAGUGACAAUAAUAAUAAUAAUAGUACAAACAAGGUCCAGCUCUUUUGGCUUGAAUAGUACUUUAACCAAAUAUAAUCCUGUCGUUCAUUACAGAUAAUAUCGAUGAUGCAAGCGCUGAUCGAGGAGACUUUCAGUUUAACAGCAGUACAGCAAAGAAUUCCAAGGCAGUAAGAGAUGCUGAAGCAGCUGAGAUGGGGCAGGUUCUGCAGGGUAUGAGAAGUCUCGCACUGGGAAUACAGGAUGAACAGAACAGGCAGCUUCGACAAUUGGACCUGCUAUCAGAUUCUGUUGAUAAAGCCAAUGAGAGAGUACGUACUGAUUCUCGCAAGAUUUCAAAACUCACCUGACUUGAACAUCUACUCAAAAGCUUGUACUUUUUGUUGAAUGCUGGGAGUAUCAUAAUGAUUUACAUUAUUAACCUUUGUCAGUUGGGUCUGGUUAUAACACAGGUAACCCAGGCUCUGUGAUAGUACCACAGUACAGUUCCAGUGAAAUUACAGUGUUUGUAU
This is a messenger RNA of Porites lobata, 3251 nucleotides long. The record is from the annotation of a GenBank genome assembly. NCBI's taxonomy places the organism in Eukaryota, Metazoa, Cnidaria, Anthozoa, Scleractinia, Poritidae.